Molecule: messenger RNA, 2026 nt
Organism: Theobroma umbraticum
Lineage: Eukaryota; Viridiplantae; Streptophyta; Magnoliopsida; Malvales; Malvaceae
Biological process (GO): double-strand break repair via nonhomologous end joining; interstrand cross-link repair
Molecular function (GO): damaged DNA binding; 5'-3' DNA exonuclease activity
Source: RefSeq, a predicted model, not a curated record
UGUGUGCCUAAUGGAUCUUCUUUGGUUGGUACAUGAUAUCAAGAUUCGACUUUCUUUUUGACAAUUGAACGUGAGUCCCCGCGAGAGAGCCGGCAUUUAAUAAACGACAUCGUUAUGGAUCUGUUAGGGAGCCGGCGAUCGCCUGAUUGAAUGGUUCUUUUUCAUUUUUUUGGAGCUUCAGCAGUGACAGCCUAUAGAAAGCGGAAACCACCCAAUCUCUUCAAAAUUUCAAAAAGAAAUUUCAUUUUUCCCGCCAAAAUAAAACCCCCAAACCUCUCUGCCAAUUCUCAACCUCCAAACCUCUAAUCCUCGAAUCGCCAUCGCUUUUAAAAGGAAAACAAAUGGAGGAAGGCAUAAUAUCAGUAGAUCGAUGGGCAGAGGGCAGCCAAGCUUACUUCUUAACGCACCUGCACGCGGACCACACUCAAGGCCUGACCUCUUCCUGGGCCAAGGGUCCCAUCUUCUGCUCUAGCCUGACCGCCAAGCUCUUCCCCUUCAAAUUCCCUAACUUCAAACUCUCCCUUCUUCGCGUCCUUGAUCUCGGCUCCUGGCAGCCUCUCUCUCUUAUUUCCCCUUCCACCGGAUCGAAAAUCACAGUCCAAGUCAUGGCCAUUGACGCUCACCAUUGCCCCGGUGCAGUUAUGUUCUUGUUUCGUGGAGAGUUUGGAUGCUUGCUGAACACUGGAGAUUUCAGAUGGGAAAAAAACACUGAGAGGGCUAAAUUAGGAAGAGAGAUGCUGCUGAAUGCUCUUCAGGAUGAUGUGGUUGAUGUUCUUUACUUGGAUAACACAUAUUGUAAUCCUUCCUAUGAAUUUCCUUCCAGAGAAGUUGCUGCUCAGCAGGUUGUUGAUAUCAUUACAUCCCAUCCAGAACAUGACAUUAUCAUUGGGGUUGACACCUUGGGCAAAGAAGAUCUUUUGCUUCACAUCUCAAAUGCGCUUAACACGAAGAUUUGGGUUUGGCCUGAGCGCCUCCAAACCAUGCAUCUUCUUGGGUUUCAUGACAUUUUCACAACCAAAACAUCUGUUACAAGGGUGCGAGCUGUUCCUCGUUACAGUUUUAGCAUCGAGACUUUAGAGGGAUUGAACACAAUGCGCCCAACUAUAGGAAUCAUUCCAUCUGGUCUUCCAUGGGUGGUUAAACCUAUUGAAGGAGAUGACAAGCUUUUUGGUUCUCUUUUAGUUUCUCGUUACAACAGAAGCAAAGUGAGUUCAAAAAGUGGGAAGCAGAAUGAUAAAAUGGAUGGCAAUUUAGGAUCUGUGAAAAGGUUUCACAAGUACAUAUAUUCAGUCCAAUAUUCCGAUCACUCGUGCUAUCAGGAGAUAGAGGAGUUUAUAAAGCUUGUGCAUCCAACUAACAUGAAAGGCAUCGUGUCUUCAUCAUCUUGUUAUGUUGAUCCUCUUUAUUACUUUGGCCGCCUUUGUGGAAUAAACCAACCAUUACAAGGGAUGCACCAUCAACAUCAAAAGAAAGAGAGAGGGGACAGAGUUGUACCUGUCCAUACAAAUUCUAAGUUUAGAAGUGGUUGUUAUAGUGGGGUAGAAAAGAAAAGAAAAAAGGUGGUUGGUCGUUUAGGAGUUCAUCUGAGCUGGAUGAGUGUGCUGAGACAAGCUCAGCGAGGUGUAAAGCUUGCUGAAAAUGAGUGUUCUGAUUGACUAGAGACUAGAGUUGAAUCUUGGUAUCUAUUAAGUUGCCAGAUGCUGUAAAUGAUGUUGACUGUUACUGGUAAAUUGAGAAUGUAAUUGUAUAAUACAGGGAUUAAUUGAACUGAAGGUGUUGAAUGUAAAGCUUGGUUCUUUUUCUGCUUGGCUGUUUGAAGUUAUGGUUUCUGGUAAGUAGAACUCUAGACAAGUGACUGCACUUGGAUUGGGGAAGCUCCACAAACUAUCAGAUUCAAAAAGCUGAAGAUAAUAGUAGGCAGUAGGCUCCUAGAGAUACCAUGGAGCAUGAACAAUGGGUUUGUCAUCCUGCUAAUUAUGCAUGAUAGAAACUACAUAAAUAAGUAAGCAUUCAAUACAUUCUUAAA